Callorhinus ursinus (northern fur seal) is the source of this 4145-nucleotide messenger RNA. It is a transcript of the gene RCOR3, whose product is annotated as REST corepressor 3. Gene Ontology annotation, cellular component: histone deacetylase complex; transcription regulator complex. Lineage: Eukaryota; Metazoa; Chordata; Mammalia; Carnivora; Otariidae. The record is from RefSeq and is a predicted model, not a curated record. Gene Ontology annotation, biological process: regulation of transcription by RNA polymerase II; negative regulation of DNA-templated transcription. Gene Ontology annotation, molecular function: transcription corepressor activity.
UGCGCUACUGCCGGACCGGGGCGGUUAUGGCGGCUCCAUAUUAACACCCUCCUCCUCCUCCUCUGCCGCCGCCGUCUCCUCCUCCUCCUCCUCUCCCUCCCGCCCGCACUCGUAAGCCAUCUCCCCCUUCACCCUGACGCCUACCGCUUCCCCUCACCUUUCCCCCUCCCCUCUUCUACCAUGCCCGGCAUGAUGGAGAAAGGGCCCGAGUUACUGGGGAAGAACCGAUCGGCCAACGGCAGCGCCAAGAACCCGGCGGGCGGCGGCGGCGGCGGCGGCGGCGCCUCGUCCACCAACGGCGGGCUGCACUACUCCGAGCCCGAGAGCGGCUGCAGCAGCGACGACGAGCACGGUGAUGUUGGGAUGAGAGUCGGAGCUGAAUACCAAGCUCGGAUCCCUGAAUUUGAUCCAGGUGCUACAAAGUAUACAGAUAAAGACAAUGGAGGAAUGCUUGUGUGGUCUCCAUAUCACAGUAUCCCAGAUGCCAAAUUGGAUGAAUAUAUUGCAAUUGCAAAGGAGAAACAUGGCUACAAUGUGGAACAGGCACUUGGCAUGUUGUUCUGGCAUAAACAUAACAUUGAGAAGUCCCUUGCUGAUCUCCCUAAUUUCACUCCCUUUCCGGAUGAGUGGACAGUGGAAGAUAAAGUCCUGUUUGAACAAGCCUUUAGUUUUCAUGGGAAGAGCUUUCACAGGAUUCAGCAAAUGCUUCCAGAUAAGACAAUUGCUAGCCUUGUAAAAUAUUACUAUUCCUGGAAAAAAACUCGAUCCAGGACAAGCUUGAUGGAUCGCCAGGCUCGUAAACUAGCCAAUAGACAUAAUCAGGGUGACAGUGAUGAUGAUGUAGAAGAAACACACCCAAUGGAUGGAAAUGAUAGUGAUUAUGAUCCAAAAAAAGAAGCCAAGAAAGAGGGUAAUGCUGAACAACCUGUCCAAACUAGCAAGAUUGGACUUGGAAGGAGAGAGUAUCAGAGUUUACAACACCGCCAUCAUUCUCAGCGUUCUAAGUGCCGUCCACCUAAGGGCAUGUAUUUAACCCAGGAAGAUGUGGUAGCUGUUUCCUGUAGUCCCAAUGCAGCCAACACCAUCCUGCGGCAGCUGGACAUGGAGCUGAUCUCUUUAAAGCGUCAGGUUCAGAAUGCUAAGCAAGUGAACAGUGCACUUAAACAGAAAAUGGAAGGUGGAAUUGAAGAAUUCAAACCUCCUGAGUCAAAUCAGAAAAUUAAUGCCCGUUGGACCACAGAGGAGCAGCUUCUAGCAGUGCAAGGUGUCCGCAAAUAUGGUAAAGAUUUUCAAGCUAUUGCAGAUGUAAUUGGCAACAAGACUGUUGGCCAAGUGAAGAACUUCUUUGUAAACUACAGGCGUCGGUUUAACUUAGAGGAGGUAUUGCAGGAGUGGGAAGCAGAACAAGGAACCCAGGCUUCUAAUGGUGAUGCUUCUACUUUAGGGGAGGAGACAAAAAGUGCUUCUAAUGUGCCAUCAGGGAAGAGCACUGAUGAAGAAGAGGAGGCACAGACCCCACAGGCUCCUCGGACUCUGGGUCCAUCACCUCCUGCCCCAUCAUCCACUCCAACACCAACAGCCCCCAUUGCCACUCUGAACCAGCCUCCACCACUUCUUCGUCCAACACUGCCUGCUGCCCCUGCUCUUCACCGGCAGCCUCCUCCACUCCAGCAGCAGGCUCGGUUCAUCCAGCCCCGGCCAACUUUAAAUCAGCCUCCACCACCUCUCAUUCGCCCUGCUAAUUCUAUGCCGCCCCGUCUAAACCCAAGACCAGUAUUGUCCACGGUUGGUGGUCAACAGCCACCAUCACUUAUCGGAAUUCAGACAGAUUCACAGUCCUCACUGCACUAAAAUUAAAUUGGACAGAACUACAGUAACUUUUCACCCCAUCAUUAUACCAGUGCUCAUCAGACUGAUGCAAAAGAGGAGAGAACAGUCCCUCCUAGAUGCUGAGGCUGCGAACUAGUUUUGUGGCAGUAGGGUAACAUAAGUGGAUGUCUAGGAAAUUUUUUGGUUCGUGCAACCGAACUAAAUGUUACACAACAAAAAGCCUACAGUUAGCCUCCUUUCUAGAGUAUACGUUCAGCGACAUCUCGUAAAAGGAAAAAAAAAGAUUAAGUAUUCUAUAUACCAAGGUUUUUUUUUUGUUUUGUUUUUACUGUAUUUAUUUUAUUGAGAUUCUUUAUAUUUCUGCCUCUUCGUAGUCAAGGCUCUUAGUACAGAAAUACUGACUUAGGAAUUGUGAAAACUCCUUAAGUUUCUUAAGGAUGUUUGACUUUUUUUCUUUCUUCCUUAAUUUAAUUUUUAACAACAUUUUCCUAUGUUAGGAGUGCAAGAAUAAAUAGCCUGCUUUUCAGAUUUUGACAUAUGUUCAUUUAAUGCAUAUUUAAGAAUUAUAGUGCAUAUCCCUUUUUUCAAAAAAUCUUGCUUUUUUUUCUAAAGGAAUUUUAAUAUAUUCCUUUAAAAGAAAGCAAUUGAAUCAAUUGCAAAGCAAUUAUAUGAAACCACAAAGAAUGUACUGAACCUACUAACCCUUGAACAUACGCUUUAGGGUCCUAAUGCAAAGUCCUUGCUUAAAGGUCAUUGACCUGUCAUCUACCAGUAAUAAGAGGAUCGGAAUAAUAAUUUUACAUACAAAUGAGAAUUUGUUGAAGUACAAUGUCUUUAAGUUCCUUGAAAAUGGAGUUAAUUUUGAUUUUUUAAAAAAAUGUUUCUAAAUGCUAUCUGCUUUUAACUAGUAGUUGCCUAUAUUUGGGGACUUUAGAAGAGAAUUAUAUUUUGUCAGUUACGUGGAGAUAGUGGUUAUGGAAGCAUUUAUUUACAAUACCCUUUAUGUGUUUAGGUUCUGACUUAAAAUUGCCCUCACACUUAUUAAUACGGUCUGCAUUUAAUAUAAAGGAUGUUUUCUUGAUAAAUCUCUAUUGUACUAUUUGGAUACAUUUGUGUAUUCCUUGCAGCCGACCUGUGCUUGUGGGUUUGGUUUAGGGUUAAAUCAACAUUAUUUCAUAAAAUAAAUUUCAGAAUUUGUUCUGUGUUAUCUAAAGAUGUAUCAGUAUAUUGUCACAAUUGUGCUGUUAACUUAAAAUGCUGAGACCCCCUUUUUAUAAAGAAGCAAAAACAUUUCAAGUCUUAAUUGAACACAUAAAUCAUUAAGCACCUACAAAGAAUAUUUUACAAGUUAUAGUAUUUCAACAAUGUGUUACUAAUAUUUUUGAUACGGUGAUUUCAUAUUGGAAUCAUGACUUGUGCAAAGGGACAGAUCACUUAAAUAACUAUACUAGUGGAACUUAAGGCUAAAUGUUUGCACAUUUAUAUUCUCAUCAUAUCUAGAACUACUUCAUGAAAUAGUCAACAUCUAAGGCCCUUGAUUUAUGUUUUGAGAAGUCCUGUAUUCCCAAUAUUGGAAAAAUAGUUCCUACCAUUGGCUCUAAAGCCUUAAGGAGCUAUUAGAUUUAAAUUCAUUGAUUAGUUUUAAUUUGGAAGUUUAGACCUCUUCUCUUCAUAAGGACCUUAAGUUCUGGCACAAACCUUUUCCAGGGUGUAUCUUGUCUUUCUCAUUGGAUCAUCUUAAAUAGUUCCUGCCCCUGGAUUGUAACUAGAUAAAAAUCUGAUUUAAAAUUCUUCAUAUUCAAGAAUUUACACUUAUUUUUACUUUAAAAGCCACGGGGGUGGGGGUGGGCAGUUAUAUAUCUUAAAAGAAAAUAUCUAAAGCAUUUUUUUAAAGUACUUAGAUUGUCUUGCAUAUGUGCAUACUAUACGGCUUUUAUUGUCUUGUCUCUUGUCAGUAGACCUUCAGUAUACAGUGUGUGGGACAUGUCAGUCAAGUUGGUCAGCACCAGCAUCUGUCCAGCUGUUAAGUAUAUUAUGAUUCGUUUAAAAAUCUGUUCUAUGCCAGCCGUGGGCCAAGAUGCUGUAUCUGAGGGAUGUGCUGUGAUUUGAUUUACGUACACUAGAGCACACAGUAGAAAAAUCUGAGCUUCAUUAGUAAUACGACACAUGUAUAUAGUGAGAUGUCUUAUUGUGUGCUUUGCAUAUUUUGUAAAUAUUUUGCACGUCAUUAAUUUUCUUUUUUGUUUAAGCAGUGUUUGGCCUGGAAGAGUGAUAUGCUUGCUGCUUAAUCAAAGGAUUAAAGAGUUAAAGAUGUC